AUGUCCGCCAAAGAAACAAUGGUCCCCAAUGCCGAACAGGCGGAAAACAUUGGGCUUGGGUUUGCCAAGAGACUCAGCAAGAAAUUCUCUUUGGGUCACGGAAACACAGACGGCCAUGAAGGCAAGGCCAGCGACAUUCUCGAUAGGAGCUCAUCCAUCCGCGACGAAGUCAAACAUGGCAACUUCAAUGGCGCCAAGGAGAUCAUCACUCAAGGCCAAACCACCAAAGAAUCGAGAAGCCAAGGAGACGCUGGUGGAGCAUCGGGUAGCGCGGCUGGAAUGAACCAAGAACACUUCAACAACGAGAAUGUAUCCGACGCCACAAAACAAACCAGCCAAGGAGAUGCCGGUGCGGUAUCAAGUGGCAUGGGUGGAGCGAACAAGGGUCUCGAUCAAGAGAGUGUUCAGAAGACCGCAAAGCAAAUCAGCAAUCAAGAUGUCGGUGGAGCAUCGAGCGGUGCUGUUGGAAUGAACAUGGGGGACCUUAACGAACAAAACCUCCAAAAAACCGCAAAGCAAGCCAGCAAAGGAGACACCAGUGCAGUAUCCAACAGCGCUGCUGGAAUGAACACCCGAAAUAUCAACCGGAAGAGCGUCCAGAACACCGCAAACAAAGUCAGCAAAGGAGAUACUAGUGGAGUAUCCAAUAGCGCUGCUGGGGUAAACACAGGAGACCUCACCAAGGACAAUCUCCAGAACACUGCAGAGCAAGUCAGCAAGGGAGACACUAGCGCAGUAUCUAACAGCGCUGCCGGGAUGAACACUGGUGAUCUCAACAAGGACAAUCUCCAGAACACUGCAAAGCAACUCAGCAAGGGAGACACUAGCGCAGUAUCCAACAGCGCUGCUGGGAUGAACACUGGUGAUCUCAACAACGAAAGCCUCCAAAAUACCGCAAAGCAAGCCAGCAUAGGAGGCAUUGAGCAAGGAAAUACCGGCAAAUCUUCCACUGGCGACAUCAGCGCGGAGCAACGCGACAUUCGCAGCAAGAAGCGGGAAACCAGCCAGCAAACGCAAGACACCAGCAAUGAAAUUUCGAGCAUUGGCUCUCAGGAGUCUGACUACAAAAGCGUUGGUGAUCGCAAAGGUAGUGUGGCGGCCGGAGUCCUCGAACCGAAUUAUGACAUUCGAAAAGGUCCCAUCACUAUGCCGGGCACUUUCCAAGAGAAGAAUUUCCACACCGAUAGCGGCAAGGAGACUAUUGUUCAGAGAGGAACCAGUAGCGAGGGACUUUCCAAAAAGGUGAAGGAAGACAACGCCAACGCUGGUGCCGAUGCCGAUGCCUCGAGCACCCAAAAGUCAAUUCCCUCCCAUAUCGCCUUUGCAGGCGCAGCAGGCGACAACCAGAACACCCCAAGCCAAGGAAACGCCAUGAAAGCCGACACCGGAGACGGAUCUAGCAAUGACUUCAUUGAAAAAGAGCUCCAUGAACAAGACAACAUCAGCUCAGAGGUCUUCGAUGAUGGAAGUAGCGCCACAAACCUUUCCAAGAAGGCUGCCGCUCAAGAGGCUUCCGGAAAAUACCGGAUGGACAAAGAGGACCUGGACAUGCAAGGCUCCAAGCCUUCCCAGAAAGAAGAAGCAGCUGAAGCAGCAGCAGCUGCCGCUGCUGUCGCUGCUGUCGGUGGUGGCCAUGGAAUGCGCAAAGGUGUUAGCGGCCAGAGCUCUAAUACCAGAAACAUGACAGGCCAUAAUGAUUCCGGGCUUGGAGCCAGCGCCGCUAGAGCCGAUGAUCUUGCCUCCACAAGUCCGAAAAGCAAGAUUGCUUCCACUGCGGGAGGUUAUGACUAUGCAAGCGGACAUGAUCUGACUACCCCAAAUCUGACAAACAACAUGAGUCAUGCCUAUGUCGGUGCAAUUGACAGUCAAGGCUCAAAGUCCGAGACUCCGAUAAGCACAGCAACCACAAGCGGAAUCAACCAGCCAAGUGUUUCACGGUCUGCCACCGUAGACCGGACAAAGAAUGACCUCUCCAGCACCGGCAUUAUUGGAUCUAACCAAGGAACACUUGUCGGCGGAGGAAUUCGCGGACUUCAGAAAGAUGAUAAUCAUGGUAUUCCCGAUACCAGCAGUGUUGGGAUGAACCAAACAAACAUUGUUGGUAGCGGAAGUCAACAUGGAGGCAUCUAUGAUGCCUCUAGCAACAAUGCUUUCAACAAUGGAGUCACCGGUGUUAGCUCCGGCAGCAAGAGCAGCGUCGGAAAUGGCGUGGUCACGAGGCGGAUUGUCCGGCCGCUAAGUGGCAGCGGCUACAAGCUCAGCGUUCUCCAGGAGAAGGUCCAGGCUGUGUCUCAGAAGUGUAAGACUCAACUUGGCCUGUCUUCUAGUGAGAUAGGCCAGCGUAGCCCCAAUGUCGAUGCUUUCUUCGAUGCUGUUGCGGCCGAACGUCUCCGCUGGAUGCCUCGUGAUGGCAGCAGGCUCGACUGCAGCCUCAGAUGGGCUUCCAGAUUGGCGUAUGCGGUAGAUGCUCUUCGGGAGUCUGUCGGAGCUUUUGCACCUGCUGCAAAUGAGGCUGCAAUGCUUGUUUGGGGAUUCUGUAUCCUUCUCUUGGAGUCUGAUAUCGACAACACGGAUGUUUUCGAAAGCGUCUUUGGCCGGUAUGGUCGUGUUGCCGUCGGAAUCUACUUGCUUCUGCAGUAUGAGACUGCGUACAAAUCCUCUCCUGAGCUUCAGCCAGAGGUUGCCGCGGUCUUUGCUGACUUGCUCGAGAUGGUCUGUAGCACGACUACUAGCUGUGUCGAGGGAUUCAAGAGCAAGGAGUCCGACCAGGUCAUCGGACGCAAUGUGGAUGCGGCCUUUGUGACAUAUGCUAAACGCUUCUCCAAUCACUGGAACUGCGUUGUUGACGAUCAUACCUCAAAGCUGGUAGAGGGUAGCUCUUUGAUCUAUUCCUCCCCUGAGCUGGGUAGUUUGCGCCAAUUCCUAGGAGUUCAGGACCGUCCUCUCCAAUUUAUCCUUGAUUCCCGCGCUCAUUCGCUUGCUGAGGGAUCGUUUGAGUGGUUCAACAACACGCUCUACGACUUCACCACUGCAAGCUCCCCUGUGAUGCUAAUUACGGGAGGCCCUGGCUCCGGAAAGAGUGCGCUUGCUCAGUGGACUGUCGAAAGACUGCAAGAGUCAGCCGAACACGAUAGUUGGAACGUUAUCCCAUACUCGAUUCGUGCCGAUAUUCCUGUCGCCACUUUACCCCUACGUAUCUUGAAGGGCGUUCUGCACCAGAUGUUGGAUCACUCUGUCAGUGACAAGCGCACCCAAGAGGCGAUCCUGGUUGAAGCUGCCCAGGCUGCCCAAGGGGCGAUUGAUGGCGCUGGAGACCUGGCAGUUGAAGAGAGUCUUUGGCGGGGUAUCCGUGCUGGUCUUUCUACAAACAUACAGUAUAUGUUUGUGAUUGACGGUAUCGACCAGAUCAAGGGGGGCAAUGCCAAUGCCGUUGCCUGUCUGGACAAAUUCUGUUCGCUUCUCUCCGAGCAGAACUCAGGAUCUAAAAUGAUCGCUUUCACUCGACCUCUGAGCUCGAAGAUCACUUCUAGGGAGAUCCAACACUUCAAUAUGCAGACUUCCCAGACCAAGUCCGAUCUCACGGCAUAUGUCAACAAGAUGCUUGCAUCUGGAGCUAACUUUGACAUCCACAAGGGCCACGAGCUCCAAGCCGCUGUAUCCGCAAUCGUCGCCCGCUCUCAGGGCUCUUUCAGUUGGGCUGAAAUGUCAGUUGCUUACGCCAAACAGCAAAAGACACUAAGCCAAGCUGUUGCAGCAGUGCAGGGCUUGCCACAGUCAAUGCCGGAGCUGCUUGACUUCCACACCAAGAGCUUGGACCUUAGCCAACCGGGUACCAUCAACAUCGUCUCCUGGCUCGCAGCAUCUGAGAGACCAUUGCUGGUCGAGGAGAUUGAGCACUUGCUGAAUGUGGACCCCAAGGGCCCUAGCUACUCCUCCAAGCAACUCACUGGAAGCUAUGAUACACUCAAUGCGUUGAGCCCGCUGGUCAUGACCCGUGAUGGUGUGGUAUCCUUUGCGCACACCUGCAUUCGUGACCAUGUCAUCAAGCAGGCCAUGUCUGCUAUUGGACCCUCUCAGCUCAACAUGAAGGACGCUCACUACGACUUGCUUGUGAGGUGUCUUUCUUGCAUCCAAUUGAGCGUGCGCGAAGAGGUGGACGUUUCCAUGGAUAAGCUGAACAUUGAAGAGCGCAACCAUCUCUUCGACAAGUAUGUCGUCUUGGAAUACACGGCGCGUUACUGGCUAUCGCAUCUUCUGUCUUCACCUUUGGUCACCGAUCGCGGAGAGUUCCAAUUCAAUUCGACUUUCACGAAGCUCAUGCCCGCGACAGUCCUCUUCGCGCGCCUCGAAUUGACUUGCCGCGAGUCGCAGUUCACUCGGUCCAGUGUUGUUGAGCUCUACAGACUUGCGAGUGACAUCCGCUGCCUGGUUCUCGGCGAGAAGUCUAUCGCCCUGCUGCAGAGUUUACUACUCAGCGCACGCGUAUCCAAGUUGGCGCAUGCCAGCCAUGCAGAUGAGACCUGCUACGAAGCCUGGAAGCUGAGCCAAGAAGUUCUUGGACAGUCACACUCGAUCACUUUGACAUGCUCUGACAUGAUGGCGCAGUCAUUCUCCGACCGAGGCACGAUGACAUCCCAGCAGGAGGACAUCAUGAAGUACUUGAUUUUGACUGACUCCGAGGUCACUGGCGUUGAGUUUAAUCAACGACUCAGGUACCUUGGUGUAAUUGUCAGCAUGUAUAAAACUCGCGGUGAUAACCAGUCUGCGUUGCUUAUCUCGAAGCACUUCUACCAGCAAAUCCUCCAGAAAUACGGUACCAACUCGCGCCAGUCAUCCGAGACUGCCGACUUCCUGACUACUCAUUUCUCGACAUCUGGAAACGACGAGUUGAGCCGCGACAUUGCUCGAACCAAGUAUGACAAUAUGGUUCACACCAUGGAUGUCACUGAUGAGCGCCGGAUCAAGUACACUUUGUACAUGGCACAGAUGUACGAGGAUCAAGGAGACUACGUCCAUGCUCAGUCAAUUCUGUCAAGCCUGUGGGCUGGUCUCAAUUCGCACGACAUUGAUUCGGUUGACAUGAUGGACAAAAAGGCAAACGUUGCCCUUGUGUACUAUCAGUUCCUUCGUCGUCGGGGCAGAAAUGACGAAGCUGAGGUCAUCAUCCGUGAACUGGUUGCAGACCUCGAGGUCACAGGCAUUCACUCCGCAGAGAUGCUGGAGCGUGUGCAGCUUCUUCGUGCUGAGACCCGGGAGAUGCUGAUGUACAGUUUGGAUCGUUCUUUGUCGGUUCUCAUGUGGCGCUACUACAAGGAGACUCAUCAAGAAUAUUCCGAGGAGUCAACUGCUCUAGCGCUCUCAAUUGCGCAGAGUAUGGCAAACGCAGUGUCGAUCGAGGAGGCAUCAUCUCUGUCUACCCGUGACCGCAAAUUGCUGGUUGAGCUGCUGGACGUGAUCUCAGCCAGUGCAGACAACAUGACCGUCACCACGCUGAUUAUGUGCCACAACCUCGCUAGCAUCUAUGUGAACGAGGGGGAUUGGAUUCAGGCUAGCGAUUGCUCAAUGGCUGUGCUGAAACAUAUUUGGCCGACCGUUGAACAGGCCAAAUCCCACCAGAAAUUCUCGCACGACCUGGCGCCUCCAGUGGCGGAUCUCGCUUUGAUCUUGGCCUAUUGUCAUUUCCGCAGACUGCACCUGGAACAGGCCACAGUGGUGUAUGAAAAUGCCUUUGGCUCUUUGGUCAGCUCUGACAGAGUGCCUGUACCUUCUGUGCUCGCCGUUGCCAAAGCGGUUGUCGAGUUCCACGAGACCUCAUACCAGUUCACGAAGGCCCUCACUUUGCUUCAUACCGUGAGCAACUUCUUGGCCUCCCGCCUCGGAGAGAGUCAUAAACACACUAUUGACAACAUGUAUCUCGAGGCUGCCUUGGCAAUGCGCCUGGAGAUGACCGGUGAGGCCAAAAGCACCUACCAGCGGAUCUACAACGCUACCUCGCGCGACAACGGCAUCGCUCCGGAGGGUAUCGAAGCUGCAAAUGCUCUCAUCGCCCUGUACGAGAAAGGAAUGGAGUGGGAUUCUGCAUUGCAUAUCUACCGAUCUCUCUGGCCGACUCUAGUGGUUCAAGACAUCAAGGGGCAGACCUAUGACCACAAACUGGUUGACCAGAUGCUGGAGAAGACCUACAUGGGUUAUAUGUCAAUUCUGACAACUCACAAGGGCUCUGACUUCUCUGAGCGGUACCAAGUUGCCUCUGAGUACGUCAUGACCUGUCAGCACGUCCACGGCGCAACGAGUCAGAAGACGCUCAAUGCUACUUUGCUCUUUGCCGAGCUAUGCGAGUCUAGCGAAUCAUAUCUUGAUCAAGCUAUUGCGUUGUACAAGCUGCCUUUGGAAACCAACGAGUGGGUGCCCACUUCCCAAUCAUCGAAGGGUCUCGAGCAGAUGACUGCGCCCCUACCCAUCACGCUCAAGCACAAGCUAGCGCAGCUGUUUGUCCGCAAGCAUGAUUCGACCAGUGAAGCCCGUUCAAUCUACACCGAAGAGUUCCAGCUGGCCAAGAAGACUCAAGGUUACUUUUCCACCACGACUCUCUCUUGGCUCCGUGAGCUCGCUCUCGCUCAUUCACGACAGGGGACACCCUCCUCCAUCCAGCAGGGCAAUGCCAUCCUCCACACCUACUCUACUGAUGUGUUGCACGCAGGCGGAGAUCCUGACAAGAUCACUGACUGGGCCCGCCGUAUCGCAAGUAUCUACCUCGAGUGCGGCUUCAUCGAGGGUGGCAACAGCCUCCUUGACGAGCUCCGUUACCGCGUGGUGUACAGCUCCGAAACCUCGGCUACGAUUUUGGGUGACCGCCACGAUGCCAUGUUUGUUGCUGCCUUUGAGGAAGUCUUCGGCAGACGUGCCACUUAUGAUCAAAUCAUGAGGGAGAUGGCUCGCGAGAUGGAGACUUACCAGACCUUCUCUAAGAGUCUUUCUGGCCACGACUUUAUUCCUACUUUGGUUUCUGGUCACCUGCUCUACACUCUUCAGCACGAUCAGAAGCGGAUCCGUGCCGCCAAUGACACCAAAGACAAGUUGUAUGGCUACUUCUGCUCCAACCUCUCUGCCACCAGUGUUGCAGACAAGGAAGUGGUACAGCAAUUCUACCAGAUCUGUCUGCGCGAGGUCCACCUUGAGAACUACAACAUGAACAUUCUAACAAUAACCACCGAGAUGGUUCGAGACCUGUGCAACUCCUCCCGCUUCCAGGAGGCUAGCAUUCUGACGGGCGUUCUUCACUCCUUCAUGCAUUUGACCGACGGUCUCAACAACUACGACAAUAUCAAGAUUGCCACACAGCUCUGCCUCUACCUGAGCGGACACAAAGCACAGAAAUGCACCGACGAAACAAUCUACCACAGCAUGUCCAUCAAGUCCAAGCUCCUCCUGCAAGAGAUCAUGGCAGCCUCGAAAUCCAUGGGCAUCGACAUGGUCGACCUCCCCUUCAACGACCUCAACGACAUAAUCACCCUCCUGGGCGAGUACGAGAUGUUCGACGACCUAGAAGGCAUCCUGACGCAACUCUGGACAUCCCGAAUCGUGCAGCGCACCUGGACCCCAGACGUGGUGGUAUGGAUCGGACGACGCCUCGUCGAGACUCGCUUCUGCCGCGGAAACGUCGACUCCUCCAUCCAGCUAUGUCGCGACAUCUGCUACAACCUCCGACAGGUCUGGGGCAGCUGCGACCCCGUCACAUUGGAGAUGACGAAGCUCCUGUCCGGAUUGUUCACAGCCUCGGAUAACCACCAGUCCGCAGCUACGCUGCACGAGGGAGUUCUAUACGAUCUUCUCGCUGACUCCGGGGCAAAGGACCACGCCCACGUUGCUGACACCGCGUCGCAACAUAUGGAGCUGCUGCGCCGUGCCCAAGCCCGUCUUGGUGACGAACAGACCUCGAGCCGUGCGUCUACACAUGCGGAACUAUUGCAGUCGUUGACGGAUCGGUUCGGUGUGCAGUCCGAGCAGAUCAAGAAUGUUGGAGAGGCCAAUGGCGGUGCGCAGUUUGGUGUCUGGUCGAAGCCCAGACGGUUCAGUAUUGACGUUGAGGAUAUGGAGGAAGACGGUCAGACACACCACAACCACCUGCGGGAAUCUAGUGGUGCGGGAUUGUACGGUAGCGCUCCUCGUCGGAUCUCCGUGCAAGCCCUGUGA
This is a messenger RNA of Penicillium paradoxum, 8193 nucleotides long. RefSeq lists its product as uncharacterized. The coding region runs from base 1 to 8193 and encodes 2730 amino acids. The transcript is spliced from 3 exons. NCBI's taxonomy places the organism in Eukaryota, Fungi, Ascomycota, Eurotiomycetes, Eurotiales, Aspergillaceae. The record is from RefSeq and is a predicted model, not a curated record. Gene Ontology annotation, molecular function: protein binding.